AUGGCGAACCACUUCCUACUUGUCGUGGGCUUGGCCCUGCUGGUGAGGGGCAGCGUGUACGAUGAGUUCAAACAAUGGGAUCCCAUUCAUUGGAUUGUGAAAAGCACCGAUCAUGUGGAAUUGCCUUGCUACCAUCCACGAUACUAUCCAUUCAACAAAUUGGACAGUAUUUUAAAGGUCCUAUGGAUACUGCCUGAACACACCUCGUAUAUGCGGAUGGGCCCAGGAAGCGCUUCCGAGGGAUGGAAGGUGAUGGGUAAAGAUAAGAAGUACAAGAUUGUCAUCGAAAAAUCAAAGAUGAGCCAGCCAGAGACGGUGAAUGGAAUGUACUUAUGCGCUGCUCUGGCCGAGGUGGCCCUUUCGACAGGAGGGAAUAAAACGUAUUACUGGCCAUUCACGUACGCCUGGGUCUCCGUCCUCGUGGCACUUGCCGCCGUUGGCCUCUUCUCGUCGGCGGUCCACUUCCGCUAUAAGGGCGGUCCCAAGGCUUCAUCUGAUGCGGAGAACUUUGAUACUAGCAGUGACACUCUAACGGAAGACGACAAUCAGUCAUACUCAAUGAAGGCAGAAAAGACUCGAGGGUUUGAACUUUCUUUGGAGAUCAACUUGUUUUGGAACAGCCUCUGUAUAUCUGUCAAUAAGAGGCAUAGGUCUAGAUUGCAACAAACUCACUCCUUAUUUGUGUCUUUUUCCUUACAAAUAGAUCGCCUAAAUAGACUGAAAAUGGCCUAUUUCCUCCUACUCGCCAUCACCAUGGCUGCACUCGUGAGCGCGGACAUUCACGACGACUUUCCUCAGUGGGAUAGAAUUCCCUGGGUCGUGCGAAGUACUGACACCAUCACAUUGAAUUGCACCCACCCAGUACAUUACCCCUUCACUGACAUUCAAAGCGCAUUGAGUGUGCAGUGGAUCUUGCCCAAAGCGGCAUCAUACCGACAUCUGAAGGAAGGAGAAACCGAGGAGGGAUGGCAUGUCACCACGAAAGAACGCAAUUAUCAACUUAAAAUUAACAAGGCCAUCAUGAAUGUGCCCGAUGCCGUAAAUGGGAUGUACGUGUGUGCUGCACUGGCACCGGCCAGCAAGAAUCCGGACGGGAGUGCAGCAACAUAUGCUUGGUAUUACCUACGUUGGGGUGUGGGUCUCUACACAAAUGUGCCCGCCAUGAAUGAGGGCACCACUGCCCAGAAAUACUACUGGCCCUUCACCUACGCCUGGGUCUCCAUUCUCGUGGGCCUAACCAUCAUUGCGCUCUUCUCGCUGACCAUGCACUUCAAAUACAAAGGCGGUCCUGUCAAAGGUGACGACGACGAGGGCGUAGGCGAAGAUGGUCUCAGCCUAGACGACGAGGAUGAGAAAACCUCAACCAUAGGAAAGAAGGAUCGCAAUCUGAAGAUCGAUGACGACGACAUUGAUGGCAGGUUGUAA
This is a messenger RNA of Hydatigera taeniaeformis, 1425 nucleotides long. The record is from the annotation of a GenBank genome assembly. Lineage: Eukaryota; Metazoa; Platyhelminthes; Cestoda; Cyclophyllidea; Taeniidae.